AUGUCUGAUAAAUUAUUAAAAUUUUUAUCCAAGGAUUAUAGUAACGUACUUGAAACCGGUGAAUUUUCCGAUACAGAAAUAUUAGUUGGAGGACUUGUCUCCAAAGUAUUUCGUCUACACUCAUUUGUAUUAAAAAUUAGAUCUCCCUACUUUCGUACCGCUUUGUCAGAAAAUUGGGUACGAACUAAAAAUGACAUCAUCAAACUCCAAAAACCAAAUAUUCCCAUUAGAGUUUUUAAUAUUCUUGUCGAGUAUAUGUACGCCGGGACUAUCAAUCUUACAAAACAAGAUACCAGAACGAAUAUUGCGCUUUUGAUUGCAGCUGAUGAAUUAUGUCUUAAUGACUUGUGUGCAUACAUUGAAGAAGAUCUUCUUAAAAAUAAAGAGUUGUUAAAACAAAACUUCGUCCUUAUUCAUCAAAUCGCAAAUCAAUUCAGUCAUUUUACGAAAUUAUUUAAGUUCCAUCAAGAUACUUUUCAACAAGAUUCCUCAUUAAUUUUCAAAGCAAAAGAUUUCACAACUAUUAAGCAAGAUGUACUUAUUGAUAUUAUGGGAUCUAAUCAUUUCUUGAAACAGAUUGAAAUCUGGGACAAGCUUAUAGAGUGGGCAAUUGCACAAACUAAUGAUUUACCAUUGGAAAUCACAAAGUGGACCGCUGAUAAUGUUUCUACCUUUGGGAACAUCAUUCAACCAUUUAUCUCACAUGUUGAUUUUAAAGAAAUUCAUCCUGCUGAUUUCUUUCAAAAGAUUAAACCUUUAAAAGAAAUUUUUAAUAUUGAAUAUUAUGUUAAACUCCUUGAAUUUUAUUCUUUUAAUGACAAUA
Funneliformis geosporum is the source of this 823-nucleotide messenger RNA. The record is from the annotation of a GenBank genome assembly. Lineage: Eukaryota; Fungi; Glomeromycota; Glomeromycetes; Glomerales; Glomeraceae.